ACCAGAUAACACAGACUUCAAACUCUUCACAACACACCCCAAAAAACAUGCUUCAAAAGGCCAUGUCUUCAUCUUCCCAAAGUGAGCUCCCUCUUAACGAGAACGACUCACAAGAGAUGGUCCUCUAUGAGCUCCUGAAUGAGGCCAGCGCCCUUACCAGCCCAUUUUCACCCCCCAAAAACCCGAACACAGCUCGUAACAUCCUCGAACCGACUCGUACUCUAGGGAAGAAGCACUACAGGGGCGUCAGACGACGCCCCUGGGGAAAAUUUGCAGCUGAAAUACGUGAUUCUGCACGCCACGGUGCUCGUGUUUGGCUCGGCACGUUUGAAACGGCUGAAGAGGCCGCCCUGGCUUACGACAGGGCGGCUUUUAAAAUGCGCGGUGCCAAGGCCCUCCUUAACUUUCCUGCCGACGUAGUGGCAGCCUCCGCCGCGCAGAGAUUUGAUCUUAAGUUGUGCGCAAAGAGCUUAGGUAAGCAUGAGAGCAACCCCAGUAGUGGUUCAUGCCAGUGAGUGUUGCAUGGUCUGGUUAGAAUUGGAAAGAGGACAGCUAGAGAUUCAAAUGAUUUGGGUCAAAUUACCCAGAAAAUUUUCAAGAUCUUCAGUUCUUAAUGUGUACCAUGGAAUGGAGACACAGUGACCUUUAAUGGUCAUGCAGGUGUGGGUAAUUCUCUUUUCUUUUUUUUCAUUUUUUUUUUUUUAACCUAUGUGUAUUGUUUUCUUCAAUUUUGGUGUUUCUGAUAUGUCCUUAUAGUCAUGUAUAUAUAAGGCAUUCAGUCAGAAAGAUCUAUGUUUUAAGUUAAAAACGUCUAUUCAAUGCACAAUUGUCUUAAUGUUUGCUAAUAA
Molecule: messenger RNA, 848 nt
Organism: Cornus florida
Lineage: Eukaryota; Viridiplantae; Streptophyta; Magnoliopsida; Cornales; Cornaceae
Product: pathogenesis-related genes transcriptional activator PTI5-like
Exons: 1
Coding region: 48-515 (155 amino acids)
Biological process (GO): regulation of DNA-templated transcription; ethylene-activated signaling pathway
Molecular function (GO): DNA binding; DNA-binding transcription factor activity
Source: RefSeq, a predicted model, not a curated record